CUUGAAAGUAUUAUAGCCGGCUAUUAGAUAACCUUAAUCCAAUAAUAAUCAAGCCUUCAGCAUCAGUGGGGCUGGCAUUAAUAUAAGCUCCCCCAUGACCCAAAGAAACAAACCCUCCUCUUUGCCUUACCCACCACAAUCGCAAAUACCGCCAUCAUCAUCAUCUGCCAGCGCUGUGUCUCCAACGUAUCCACCGCAACCGCUGUUAAUCAGACCACAGCCACCACGGAUAUAUGAGUUCACUCCUCAACAAGGUGUCGAAGGUGAUCUGCUGACGAUCACUCUCGCCUCUGAUCAACCUGGACUCCCUCUCAAGAUAGGAUUUGGUUCAUUUAUUGCUGAUACGAAACAAUUGCAACAUCCCACAUACACCACAUUAACGACUAGAGUACCCUCAUUUUCUCUCACGCGGUGUCAUGAGCUUGGCGUUCCGUUAUCUAUAAUAGCAUGGAGUGGUGACAAUGAAGUAACCGACAGCUGGCUUGUCGGUUACUUCUUUUAUAAUAAUUUGGCACCUUCUGCCGAUGAUCAAAAUCUUGGACAAAGAAAACGAAGUGCUGAUGAUCCCGUCGACUACGAAAAAGCUUACAAACGACUGAGCGGAGGAAGUGGCACGGGAUCGUCAGCAUCAAGGACCGAAGACACGACUCCUUCUGCUACUGGCUAUAUGACAGGCAAUGCACCUACCUACUCUAGUACAAACCAAUUUUAUAAUAUUGCUCCCGCACCAAGUGCAUCGGCGGCUUAUGGAGCGUCUGGAUUCCGUGCUGACGAAACUGCAAGGAAUUUCUUCCCAGAAGCCGGCCAAAUCAUGGGGGUUGGCUACCCUUACCGGCCACCACCGCCUUCUCAGGUUGCGUCGUCCACCUCGACGUCUCAGGCCAUGUCCGAUCCAUCGCACGAAUAUGCUGGCGCCCGCACGUCCGAUAUAGUCGGUAACCCGCCACCUGGAAUGCCACCCACUGGCAACAUCGCCAUGUCCAACGUCCCUUACGACAUGUCUCAGACAUCACCUAAUUACAUAACGCCGCAGCCUCCUCCUUCCAUAUCGACGGAUUUUGUCCAUCAAGGUCACCAUGCAAAAUCCAGUCUUGCCAUAUCACCAUCCGAUUCUACGUCCCAUUCAUAUCUGGAACAAACCUCUAGCGAAUUCAAUCCGUAUGCACAACUUCUCAAUAAGGCGAACCUAAUUAUUGACGGUGACUUGGAUUCCAUGGCGCUUAAUUGGACUCCGGAAGAAUGGGAUAACCGGCGUCGUCUGGUACAGUUUUGGCGAAGACAAGAAAACAACGAGAUCAUUUGUACGUUUGCCCCAGUUGCGCCAGGCGAUCGCCAACCCAACAGCAUUGUUGUGUCUUGCAUUUACUGGGAAGAUCGAAAUGAAUGCUUCAUUACGUCGGUCGACACCAUAUUUUUAUUGGAAAGUUUGAUUGGCGUGCGUUUUACAGUGGAGGAAAAAAACCGGAUACGGAGAAAUCUUGAAGGCUUUCGUCCGCUCACUGUCAGCAAGCUCAAACCUGACAGCGCCGAGUUUUUCAAACUGUUGAUGAGUUUUCCAAACCCCAAGCCUCGUAAUAUUGAGAAAGACGUCAAAGCCUUUCAUUGGAAGACUUUACCGUUGGCUCUCAAAAAGAUCAUAGGCAAAUAUACUGCGAGCUAUUCUAGUACGGCCAGUGUCAAUCUCGAUGCAUUGCAAAGUGCCUAUCCACCCGUUGGUACUUCACAGCAAAUAUCUCCAACUCAACUCAACGCACCGUCAACCUCUACUAUUAGUCAACCACCGUCAACCUCUCAACAGCAGCAACUACAUACUCUGGACGAACCUCCUCAACACGCUUUAUUUGAUCCAGACUCUAUUCAGGAUUUUGCUCAACAACCUGAAGGGUCUGACUUCAAUUCGAACAAUAUGUAGUUUUGCUUCAUUCGCAAUGCGGUGACCACCACCUUUUUUUUUUUUCUUUGAUAAUCCUUAAUCUUCACUCUCUGUACAAUUCUUUACUUUUUACUUCCAUCAUACGUCUUUUUUAUUCUUUCAUCUGUAAAAUGCUAUCACUCUCCACUUUAUUUACAUCUUUUUUCCCCCUCAUUGUAUGUAGAAACACCGCACAGUAAUCACAUAAUCCAAAAAUUCAUAUUUACAAAGUGAUAGUUUGCUAUGACGAGG
This is a messenger RNA of Umbelopsis ramanniana AG, 2164 nucleotides long. RefSeq lists its product as uncharacterized. The record is from RefSeq and is a predicted model, not a curated record. Bases 95 to 1912 code for a protein of 605 amino acids. Gene Ontology annotation, cellular component: nucleus. The transcript has 5 exons. NCBI's taxonomy places the organism in Eukaryota, Fungi, Mucoromycota, Umbelopsidomycetes, Umbelopsidales, Umbelopsidaceae.